Messenger RNA from Caenorhabditis auriculariae, 13164 nucleotides. NCBI's taxonomy places the organism in Eukaryota, Metazoa, Nematoda, Chromadorea, Rhabditida, Rhabditidae. The record is from the annotation of a GenBank genome assembly.
AUGCAAAAUACCCGUUAGAGAAAGGAAAAGAUCACUAAAUUUUGGAGAGUCAGAGAUCAUUUUGCAUUUCGCGGAAUUACUUUGAACACGGCAUUAUUAAGAUGUCGCGUCGCUAGCAAAAGCAACUGACAGCUUCUCGUUAUUAAAGGCGCGGUAUCUCAUCGCCCAUGAAGUAUUGACGCGUAUACUCUAACCACUGUCUCUAGCUUGCCAGACAAUUUUCACGGCGCUCUUUCGAAAGUUUUUUCUCUCGGUUUUCUUUUGAUUGAAGUCGAAUGGUAUACUCGAUUUCUUUAUUUUUUUUUUAUAAAGAAGAACUAAUUGAUAAGGAUCAAGAGAUAGAAAGAAAUUUAACCUUUGUCGUUAAAGUUUCGCUGGGAAGGACAAUAAAACAAAUAAAUUUCGCAACAACGAUAUUUCGCAAUCUUUCCGUUUAUCGCAAAACAGACAAUAAUUUCGAAAUCGAUUCGGGUAUUCUUUCAGAGGUUGCACGCAGUUGAAAAGUGAGCACAACAGAGGCAGUUUUGAGUUCUAAAGGUUUUCAAAAAGUAUUGAGACUUUCAAAAUUUCUCAAUUAUUUAAAGAUGGCUCUGGUCGGAGUCGACUUCCGAGCGCCUCUCCGCGAUGUGAAACGCGUCCAGUUUGGUAUCCUCAGUCCCGAUGAAAUCGUGAGCCGAUUUUUCGAGGAAAUUUGAUAUAAUCAAAUUUUUCAGAAACGCAUGUCAGUGGCGCAUGUUGAAUUCCCAGAGAUUUACGAAAAUGGAAAGCCCAAACUUGGAGGCUUGAUGGACCCCCGUCAAGGUGUAAUUGAUCGCAGAGGAAGGUUCAGGCCAAUCUGGAGAGCUAAGAAUUAAUCUGUUGAUUUAAAGAUGUAUGACAUGCGCAGGAAAUCUUUCCGAUUGUCCAGGUCAUUUUGGCCACUUGGAGCUUGCCAAGCCCGUUUUUCACAUUGGAUUCUUAACAAAGACUUUGAAAGUACCUAUCUAUUUUUGUAUCGACAAUAUUUAUUAUAUUCUAGGUUCUCCGAUGCGUUUGUUUCUAUUGUGGUCGACUUCUUAUUGACAAAGACAAUGCUCGAGUCAGAGACGUGUUGAAGAAAACCAAUGGUAUCAAAUCGGAAAUGAAGAAAUAAUAAUUGAAGUAUAAAAUUUCAGGAAAUCCUCGAAGAAGGCUCACGCUUAUCUAUGAUAUGUGUAAGAGUAAAAGCGUUUGCGAAGGUGGAAAUGAGAAAGACGAACAGCAAGACGAUGUACUUUCUGUCGAUUUUGAUUCAUUAAUAUUUCCUUUUUAAGGAUGAUGACCCGAUGGCCGAGGGGAAAAAGGUUCCCGGCGGUUGUGGAAGAUAUCAGCCUUCCUAUAGAAGAGUUGGUAUUGAUAUCAACGCAGAGUGGAAGAAACAUGUCAAUGAAGACACCCAGGUUCGUUUUCACAUAAGUUCAGAUUUCUUAGUUAUCGUGUUCACAUUAGUUCAGAUUUCUUUGUUAUCUUCAUUUUUGAAUUUCGCAAAUUUUUUUGGAAACCGGCGAAAAAAAAAAGUUUGUUUUUGAAUUUCGAGAAAACCAGUUUUCUAAAAAUAGUUUUCUGAAGAGAACUAUAAAAACAAAGUUUAAUAUGAAAACCCAUUUUUUUUUAAAUAACUAAUUUUUUUAAUUUUAUUAUUUUUUUCGUUAGGUUCACUGUAUACUUUGAAAAAAAUUCACUAUUUACUCAUUUAGGAAAGAAAAAUCGUUCUGACGGCCGAGCGGGUUCUCGAAAUUUUCAAGCAGAUUACUGAUGAAGACUGUGUUGUUAUUGGUAUCACGAGACUUCAGAGAAUAGUCUUGUAUUUAUAAUGUUAUAGGAAUGAACCCGGCAUUUGCGCGACCUGAUUGGAUGAUUUGCACAGUUUUGCCGGUUCCUCCACUCGCCGUUCGACCGGCCGUCGUCACCUUUGGUUCGGCCAGAAACCAGGACGAUUUGACGCACAAAUUGUCGGAUAUCAUCAAAACCAAUAUCCAAUUGCAAAGGUAAAAGUUGAACCGAUUUUUCAGUUUUUUUCAGAAAAGGAUCGAAUUUUUUGAUUGGAGGCUAGUGAAGUUUCAGGGCACUUUUAGAAGAGACUUUCCGAAACUAAGAUUAUAUUUUUGUUCCUCUGAGAACGCAAGAUAAAAACAUGGUAUUUUUCUUCAGAAACGAAGCCAAUGGUGCUGCAGCUCACGUUUUAUCCGACGACGUUCGACUUCUUCAGUACCAUGUCGCCACGCUUGUUGAUAACUGUAUCCCUGGAUUGCCUACGGUUUUUGACGAUUGCAGAAAAGUAGUUGAAUAUUAUUUAUUUUUAGGCGACCCAAAAAGGCGGAAGGCCCUUGAAAUCGAUCAAACAGCGCCUGAAGGGUAAAGAAGGACGUAUUCGAGGAAAUUUGAUGGGUAAGUAUUAAUUUUAAAACUUCAAUUUAAAUUUUCCUUUUUUCCUCCACGUCAGAAUAAAAUGUAUACGACUUUGGCUGAUAACUUAUUAAGAGAGUUUUUUUUUUCCCCGAUGGGUUUUGGUUCCAAUCCUUCAGUUUUGAUAUCGUCCAGAAUUAAAAAAAGCGGUAUAAGUUGAUGUUACCGGUUCUCCUCUUCAAAUGUUUUUUUGGCUUAACUUUUUUUCAGAUUUUUUUCAUUAACUUUUUUUCAAUUUUUCUUUCAAUUUUUUUCAACAGUUGAGUUUUUUUAUCGAAAAAAAUGGAUUUUUUUAUGAUUUUUUUCCCCCACUGUUCUUCUCUUCACAAGAAUUCAUAGUUAGUCUAGCCAAGAGCUACUAAAAAAUGAACAAAAACCCUCACAACUCCAAAAAUCGCCUUCCAGGAAAACGUGUGGAUUUCUCGGCAAGAACCGUCAUCACAGCCGAUCCGAACCUUCCCAUUGACACUGUUGGCGUGCCGAGAACAAUCGCCCAAAAUCUCACUUUUCCUGAAAUUGUGACCCCGUUCAACGUCGACAAACUGCAAGAUCUCGUCAAUCGAGGCGACACUGUCUAUCCUGGCGCCAAGUAUAUCAUUCGAGAGAAUGGAGCUCGUGUCGAUUUGCGGUACCAUCCCAGAGCCGCCGAUCUUCAUCUUCAGCCUGGAUAUCGGUGAGGAUUUCGAAGAACCAUUUCUGAUUUGUUUCCGGUAAAAGAAUCUUCCAGGUUUUCUGUUUGUUCAAGUUUAUUUCUACAAAUUAGAGGGGAAAUUUUGAAAAUUUUCAUUCCAUUUUCACUAUUACUAAUUCUUCACUUUUACUUCGUAAAUAUCUAAUUCGAAGUUGAUUUUAUCAUGGAUUUCGCUCGUUUCUGCAUCUUUUGAGCGUGCAGCUAAUAUUAUUGAAUGUCUAUGUAAAAAAUAAAAAAAUAACGUUGUUCAAGGGAAAGGCUUUGUUUCUAGGGUCGAACGGCACAUGAAAGACGGCGACAUCAUCGUUUUCAACCGACAGCCGACCCUCCACAAAAUGUCCAUGAUGGGCCAUCGUGUCAAGGUUUUCAUUCAAACGAAAAAUAUAAUAGUGAAAAUCUCUGAAGAUUCUCCCCUGGUCAACGUUCCGAAUGAACUUGUCCGUGACGACCCCGUACAACGCCGAUUUCGACGGUGACGAAAUGAAUCUCCAUUUGCCGCAAUCCCUGGAAACGAGGGCCGAAAUCGAGGAAAUCGCUAUGGUUCCUAGGUGCUUUUUUGAAGUGAUUCGUUUUUUUCGGGAUUUCUUGAGAUACAAAAAUCCAAUAUCAUUUUUAGACAACUGAUCACUCCCCAGGCCAACAAACCUGUGAUGGGUAUCGUGCAGGAUACGCUUUGCGCCGUGAGAAUGAUGACCAAAAGGGAUGUUUUCGUCGAUUUGGUGAGUCUUAAAGAAAUCGAGCGAAAAAAAAAUGGAAAGAAAGGAUUCUACUCGUUACUCGUUUUCUUAAUUUUGGAAAGAAUGCGAGAAAAUUUUAUGAAUGUACAAGAAAAAAAAAAUUCAAAUGUCCUUGUUAAGUUGGAAUAUUAUUCUGAUGCUUUUCCAGCCCCGAAUGAUGGAUCUGAUGAUGUACUUGCCAACUUGGGACGGAAAAAUGCCUCAACCAGCGAUUCUGAAGCCGAAACCGCUGUGGACCGGCAAACAGAUUUUCUCGAUGAUCAUCCCCGGAAACGUCAACGUGAUGAGAACCCACAGCACUCAUCCAGACGACGAGGACAGCGGCCCUUAUAAGUACAUCUCGCCUGGCGAUACCAAGGUACGAAUUAUAAGUAACUAGAAAUGAAUGACUCAAGAGAAUGGAAAAGAGAAACUUGCUAUUUUUGUCACAAAAAAAGAAAUUUGAGAAGGUCAAGGGUAUUACCAUGCGCUACGGAAACAAAAACCAUAGUCGUAAAUAUUUUGAAACUUUGAAAUAACUAAGAAAAAAAAAUGGCUUUGAGAACAAAAAAAGGAAGAAGCUUUCAGUAACAUGUUUUAUUUGUCAAACUUUAAUUUUUAAAAAAAGAACGGCUUGUAAAAAAAGCUAAAAGACUAAUUUGUGUAAGUAAUUGUUCUUCCAACUGUCAUCCUGCAUAUAGGUGUUGUAUUCACAUAGGGAAUCGAUGAAAAUGAAAGGAGUUUUUUUUCGUUUAAUGUUUUUUCUAAAUAUGAAAAAUUUGACAAAAAUUAUUUCAGGUCUGGAUUGAGCAUGGUGAGCUCAUUUCGGGAAUCGUUUGCUCGAAAACUGUUGGACGUACGGCUGGUAACUUGCUUCACGUCGUCGCUCUCGAACUUGGUCACGAGGUAGCGUUUCCCACGAAAGUCCGAAGAGGAACUUUUGAUUUUUCAGGUUGCUGCCCAGUUCUACUCACACAUCCAGACGGUCAUCAACGCUUGGCUGAUCCGGGAAGGCCAUACCAUUGGAAUCGGUGAUACGAUUGCCGAUCAGGCCACCUACAACGACAUCCAGGAAACGAUUCGCAAAGCUAAACAGGAUGUCGUCGACGUCAUCGAGAAGUAAUUGAAUACUUUAUUCUUGCUUUUAGUAAGAAAAUCUAGAAUAUAAGCCUGUAGGAAUGGAGGAAUCCCAGAAGAAGUUUUUUUAUGUUUUUCUAGUUUGAAAUAUAUUUUUGAAAUGUUGAUUUUCGAUUUUCUCUUGUUUUUUUAAAUUCUAUUAGAUGUUUUGUUUUUUUGUGACAAGAACAUAUAGGAAAUUUGAAGAAUGAAAUCAAAAACAAACAUGUAUCGAAAAAGACGCUAUUAAUCGAAGUUAAUUUCUGAUUUUCAAGAGCCCACAAUGACGAACUCGAACCAACACCUGGUAAUUCACUGCGUCAAACCUUCGAAAACAUGGUCAACCGAAUUCUGAACGACGCUCGUGAUCGUACUGGUAGUUCUGCGCAGAAGUCUCUGUCUGGUUGGUUUUAAUGAGAUUUUGUCGAAAUCAUCCUUUUUUUUUAUUCUACCUCUGAAAAUUACUUUAUAACCUUAAUUUUUAGAGUUCAACAACUUCAAAUCUAUGGUCGUUUCGGGAUCGAAAGGAUCGAAGAUUAACAUCUCUCAGGUGAGUUUUCUAUUUAUCCCGCAAAAAAAUUGCAUAGAUUAAACGGGUACGUGAAAAUACGUUUUUCAUAAUAAUAUAAUAGUUUUUCUUCUUUAUUUUCAAAUAAUCCGAUUUUUUAGAACAUUUUUGUUCAACAAAAAAAUAUUCUCCAGGUUAUUGCUUGUGUCGGACAACAAAACGUCGAAGGUAAACGAAUCCCCUUCGGUUUCCGGCACAGAACCUUGCCGCAUUUCAUCAAGGACGACUAUGGACCGGAGUCCAAGGGGUAAAAUUUGAAAAAAUGGAGAAAAAAGAGGGAUGAAUUGUUGUUAACAGCUCUUUUUUGAACUAGGAUCUUUUGGAAACAGGUAGAAAUUAUUUUUGAAGGGCUGAUUCUAGAAGCUUUCGUAGGGCUCAUACAAGUAUCGGGAUUCCCUCUUUUUUCUAAUCGCUCAAAUUUUAAUGAAUAGUAAUAAUGUCUAAAAACUACAGAUUCGUCGAGAACUCUUACCUCGCCGGUUUGACGCCCGCCGAGUUCUUUUUCCACGCUAUGGGAGGUCGUGAAGGUCUCAUCGAUACGGCCGUCAAAACCGCCGAAACUGGUUACAUUCAGCGACGUUUGAUCAAGGCCAUGGAGAGUGUGAUGGUCAACUACGAUGGAACGGUUUUUGAAUCGAAAAAUGAAUUGAAUUUGACUGGAUUUGAAAGUUUUCAGGCGAGAAACUCGUUGGCGCAAAUGAUUCAGUUGCGUUACGGUGAAGACGGCCUGGACGGCAUGUGGGUGGAAAAUCAGACAAUGCCGACGAUGAAGCCGACGAAUGCCGUUUUCGAGAAGGAUUUCCAUGUAAUCUUUAAAUUUUCAAUUUUUCCAUUGUGCUUAAGAGUUGGAAAAAAAUCCUUGAGUGAUUAUUUGAUUGAGAUAAUUUGAAUUUCACAAGAAUGGUUUUUUAUUUAGAAAAAUCAAGAUUUUUCAAGAACAUUCUGAAAUACUUUUGAAAAAUUCAUCUGGUGCUGAUUUGAAUUGCGUUUUUUUAGGGAUAUGAGAAUCUUUGUAUGGAAUCGAGUGAAAACAGAAUGAUACUUUUAAUAGAAACUCAUUUACGCAGUCGUAUUUACGGUCUGUAAAUUCUCAUGAGCCUCGGAUAUCUAUUUUGAAGGAAUCCUUACUUUCCUCAUUCAAGCUAUUUUUAAAGUUAAAAUAUUCGGUUGAAUCAAUGGAUUCAUGAACCACAAGCUCUCAAUAGAAAUUUUGCCUUCAGUUUUUGUUAAAAUAUUCAUUUUCAGCUCGAUCUCACGGAUGACAAGCUCGUUAAGAAGUACUACACGGAAAAAGUCGUUAAGGAGCUUCAGGACUCUUCAGAUGCCAUUGAAAAAGUUUGAAUUUCUAUGAAUUUCCCACUGUAUUUUUUUUUAUUCUAGGUGGAAGCUGAAUGGAAUCAGCUGGAGGAAGAUCGAAGAUUGCUCAGGAAAAUUUUCCCGACCGGCGAUGCCAAAGUCGUUUUGCCCUGCAAUCUUCAGCGCUUGAUUUGGAACGCGCAGAAAAUUUUCAAAGUUGAUUUGAGGUUUUUGAGUUGAAAAUUGACCAAUCUAUUUUUACUUUUGUUUAGAAAACCAGUUGAUUUGAAUCCUCUGCAUGUGAUUGAUGGCGUCAAGGAACUGUCGAAAAAGUUGAUUAUCGUCAGCGGUAAUGAUGACAUUUCCAAGCAGGUUAUUUUGGAUGUUUUUUCAAGAUAGAUAGGAAUAUUUUAGGCACAAUACAAUGCUACUUUGCUGAUGAACAUCCUCUUGAGAUCGACCUUGUGUUCGAAGAAAAUGGCUACUUCGGCGAAGUUGAACACGGAAGCGUUCGAUUGGCUUCUUGGUGAGUUUUAGUAAAGAAAGAAGUUCAAAAAAAAAUGAUAAAGGGUACACGAAAGGAGAAAAUAGUGUUUUUUCUGGCUUUUUGAAAUUUUAAUCGGGUAGAUUUGUUCAUCACCAAUAUUCAAAAAUGACUCAUAAAACUUCAAAGUUUUCGAAAUUGCACUAUAAAAUAACUCAGUAAGAAUCAGUCGAUAUAUUAAAUUAACCAUGAAAUUGCUAGAAAUAGGUCGGAAUGGCACACUGACAACCCAAAAUUCAUAUUCAAAAAAAAAGUCGAAAAUACGUCAAUGUGCAAAGUUUGAUUCUGAUGUAACAUAUUCUGAAAAAGUUUCUAAAAAUUCGUUUUUAGGAGAAAUUGAAUCACGAUUCUUGCAAUCAAUCGCUCAACCCGGUGAAAUGGUCGGUGCCCUGGCCGCUCAGUCUUUGGGAGAACCAGCCACUCAAAUGACCCUCAACACUUUCCACUACGCCGGUGUGUCCGCCAAGGUUUUUCAAACUUGUCCAGGCCAAAUAAUUCCCAUUUCUCGAUUUAGAACGUAACCCUCGGAGUGCCGCGUCUGAAGGAGAUCAUCAACGUCUCCAAGCAGCUCAAGACACCUUCUCUGACCGUUUUCCUGCAAGGCGCCGCUGCCAACGAUGCCGAAAAAGCCAAGGACGUUCUGUGCAAGCUUGAGCACACUACUCUUAAAAAGGUACGGAGUUUUGAUGAGAAAAGGAGAAAAAAUAGGAAAAAAAACACUUAAUAGUUAUGGGAUUUGUUUUUCGAUUGAAAAACAGCGUUUUGUUUCAGAAUUCCAUCUUUUUUCGAAACUAAAAGUCGAAAAGUAGCUUUCGAAGUUUAAAUAAUAAGUUUUUUCAAUUUUUAAGAAAGAUUCUCAGAUUAAUCUUCAUUUUGAAUAAGUCGUUGUAUUUAGGUCACGUCAAACACGGCCAUCUACUACGAUCCGGACCCGAAGAACACGGUGAUCGGAGAAGACGAAGAAUGGGUGUCGAUUUUCUACGAAAUGCCAGAUUUCGACGCCACCAAGGCUUCUCCGUGGCUGCUUCGUAUUGAGUUGGAUCGAAAGAGGUUUUUGGAGCUGAAAUUUGAGCCUCGGCUGCCUCUUUGAAAUUUUUUUCUGCCUGCGAAAAAUCUUUAAAUAUCUCUACCGUUGUUUCUUUUGCAGAAUUUUAAGUUUUGAUAUCAGAAUUUGAAUUUGAAUCCAUUUUUUUUUAAAGUUUUAAUAACUGAAAGGUGUGAGCCGCAGUUUGAAUUUUGAUAGUUUCUGCUGGGGAGUAACUUAAGUUUUCAUUUUCACUCGAAUCCGCAAUGAUACGCAACUGACAGAUUAAAAAAAGACCUUACAUUUUCCAGAAUGACGGACAAGAAGCUUUCAAUGGAACACAUUGCUGACCGAAUCCAUUCCGGUUUCGGAAAUGACGUCCAUGUCAUUUACAACGAUGACAACGCCGAACAUUUGGUCUUCCGAUUGAGAAUCGCUGGCGACGAUAAGAACUCCGAAGUAAGAAAAGGAUUACAAAAAAAGUUUAAUUAUUCUUUUUUUCUCAUUCAGAGUCAAGAAGAACAAGUUGACAAGAUGGAGGACGACGUUUUCCUGCGUUGCAUCGAGGCGAACAUGCUUUCGGAUCUUACCCUUCAAGUUGAAAUCAAUGGAGAAAGUAUUUCAAGUGAAUUUUCAGGGAAUCACGGCUAUUGGAAAAGUUUACAUGCACCGGCCGACCUCCGAUGACAAGAAACGGAUAAUUAUCACGCCGGAAGGCGGCUUCAAAGCGAUUCCAGAGUGGAUUCUCGAAACUGACGGAACUGCCCUGCUUCGAGUUCUUUCUGAGAGGCAUAUCGACCCCGUCAGGACCACUUCCAACGACAUUUGCGAGAUCUUUGAGGUGCUGAUUGGAGGGGAUGAGGAAUAUAAGAGAAAGAAAGAGGAUAUGACAGCUCUAAGCUUUUCACAAAAGAAAGAAACCAAUUCAAAUUGAUAAAAAUCAGUUUUUUAAGAGGCUUAGUAAAUUUGAACGAAGUUCAUCCGCGUAUUGGCAUCAACAAAUAAAUUUUCAAAAAUCUUUUUUAGUUUUAUUACAAAAUUUUGAAGCUCACUGGCGUUGUUUCAAAUAGACUUGAGUGAAAUCGAAAAUUUUACAAUUGCACAAUUUCGCAUUCGUUUUCUCAAAUACCUCUGAUCGAUGAUAACUCAUUUUUCCUUUCAGGUUCUCGGUAUUGAAGCUGUGAGAAAGGCGAUCGAGCGAGAAAUGAACAAUGUCAUUUCCUUCGACGGUUCCUAUGUCAACUACCGACAUUUGGCUCUUCUUUGCGAUGUCAUGACAGCUAAAGGUUGAUUUUCGGAUCUAUUCGGAUAAAAUUUCAUCGCUUUUAGGUCAUUUGAUGGCGAUUACUCGUCACGGAAUCAACAGGCAAGAAGUUGGAGCUCUGAUGCGUUGUUCGUUCGAGGAAACUGUCGAUAUUCUGAUGGAAGCGGCUAUACACGCUGAAGUUGACCCCGUCAAGGGUGAGAUGUUCAUUUGAAUGAAAUUAGAAGCGAAUUUUUGAGGAAAACGGGACAAAGUUUGGGUUUGGAAAAUGAAAAAAUCUCGAAAAUAUAACUGGAAAACUUUCUCUCACUAAUUUAACGAAACAGUUUGAAAAGUUUUUUUUUUCUCUCAACAGCUCUUAACAGAUUAACAGACUUAACAGAUUAACAGAUCCACAGAACAGCUGUUAGAUUUAUUUGAUGUUUUAUUUUUUUGUAUUUGUCGUACAGAUUGCGGAAUGGCGAAUAAACAUUUGAAAUCAAAAAUUGAAAUAAAAACCAUUAUGAAAUUGAUAAUAGAAUUAAUGUUGAAGAAGCUUUGCUCAAAUCUCGCUUUCAGGAGUCUCGGAGAACAUUAUGCUGGGCCAACUGGCUCGUGCUGGAACUGGCUGCUUCGAUUUGGUGCUCGACGCCGAAAAGUGCAAAUUCGGAAUGGAAAUCCCGACGAACAUCGUCCUGGGAGGAAUGUUCGGAGGAUAUGCUGCGAACGCGUCGAAGUUCACUUAUCUCUUUUCGAUUUUGACUAAUUUUUUGAAUGUUCCAGCCGCGAAUUCUCGCCGUCACAUUCUCCAUGGAAUUCCGGGGUGACGCCGUCAUACGUUGGUGCUUCGUGGUCGCCGUUGGGUGGAAGCGGUGGAAUGUCGCCGAAUGCUGGGUUCUCACCGGCUGGAAACGUCGACGCGGGUGGCAUGUCGCCGUUCAACGACGGCUCGUGGAGUCCUGCGACGCCCCGAGAUCCACUCGGUGGAAUGACGCCGAGAACUCCGUACGGAGCCUUGUCGCCGGCUGGAUAUUCGCCAACGUCGCCGCGUUACGAGAUGUCUCCGGCGUCGCCACGGUACUCGCCCACCUCGCCGACCUAUUCGCCGACUUCUCCUGCUGCUCAGUCGCCGUCCCCGUCGUACUCGCCGACGAGUCCCAGUAUGAUAACGUCGCGUUGCGCGGUCCAACUGCCUGCUUUCAGGCUAUUCGCCGACUUCGCCGUCGUAUUCGCCAACGUCGCCUUCGUACUCCCCGACGUCUCCGAGUUACAGUCCCACGAGUCCAAGUAUGCUUUAUAAGAAUAUAAUGAUUUUGGGAUAUGGCUAUUCUAAAAGCUGGAGAUUUUCAGUUGAGCUUUUCAGAGAUCGCAGUUUAUUAUAUUUUUCCUUUUUCAAGGGAAAACUUCUGGAAUUCAACGAGGAAAGUAUUAAAUUUGUUAACAUCGUUUUUGAAAGAGUCGCUAAAAAUCAUGAGAAAAUGGUUACUCUUGUCCAAAAAUUCAUAGAAACAUGAUAGAUAUAAUCUUUCUAAUUUAUCUUUCAUCCCAACCUAGUAAGAAUUCUCCAGGCUAUUCGCCGACUUCUCCGUCCUACUCGCCGACGUCACCUUCGUACUCGCCGACGUCGCCGUCUUAUACUCCAGCCAGUCCUCAUUAUUCGCCGACUUCCCCCACCUACAGUCCGACUAGCCCAACGUACUUGACAACUUAUCAUCCAAAAAAAAAAGAAACAAACUUCAGCUAUUCGCCGACUUCACCGACGUACUCGCCAACGAGUCCUUCAUAUUCGCCGACCUCGCCAACUUAUGACAACUACAGUCCAUCGAGUCCUAGGUAAAGAGAAAUAUUGGAGAGAAAAGGCGGAGAUACUAGGGAAGUACUGCGGAAGAUUUCUUGAUAAAAAAGGCCGCGAAGAAAAUAAAAUUCGAACGAAAGUAUAAGAGCUAAAAGUUAAGGAGUAGUGAGAAUUUCUCUAAAGUUUCAAUUUUUCAUCUUUUAAUCGUAAUUUGCAUUCAGAUACUCGCCGACGUCACCGUCUUAUUCGCCCACGAGUCCGACGUAUUCGCCGGUGUCACCACAGUACAGUCCCAGCAGUCCGCAAUACAGUCCGAGCUCACCACAGGUUGCGAAUGAGAUUUUCGUUCUUAUCUUUCAUUUCCUCACUUCUAGUACUCGCCAUCGAGUCCUCAAUACACGCCGUCGUCGCCGAGAAUGGCGUCACCGACGUAUUCGCCGUCUUCGCCGCAGUACAGCCCAACAUCGCCAAUGUACACGCCGAGCUCGCCCCACUACUCGCCGUCGUCGCCACAGUACUCGCCGAGCUCGCCGGGUGGACCUUCGUCCCCGACGGUAGUUUUUCUUCCGGUACAACUGGCAAUUAUAAUGAUUGUUUCAGUAUUCGCCGUCGUCGCCGCAAUACGCUCCACAGUCGCCACAGUACAGCCCAUCUUCUCCGCAGGUAAAAAUUGGGAUGAGAAAAAAAAAAUAAACUAGGAAGAAGUCCCAACAUUCAGAAACUCGCUAUGAUCAUUUUUUUAAUAAGACCAUUUUAAAAACUGGGUGGUACCGAUUUAUUUUUAAUAUAUAUAUUUUUCUUUUAUCAACUUGUGGGUCAGAAAUAAUUGGAUUUUUAUCACUUUUUCAAUUUGUGUAACGUAAAACUUCUCAUUUUAUCGAAAAAUCAGUAUCUUCUCAUCAAUCUUUUUUUUGCAGUAUUCGCCGUCGUCGCCGACCUACGAUAGCCCACUCCAAUUGAAAAAGAUUGCAACAAUCUUUAAACUGUUGUUCUUUUUGCUAUGUUCUUGUUGUUUGACCAUCUUUUUCUGGAUAUUUAAAAAUAUGUUCUCCAUUUUGAUUAUCCGAGUGUUUCACUCCCACUUAUGUGUAAAUUAUGAAACGUUAAGACUGGUAUUUGCCAACCUCCUGGCAGCGUCCUUCCCCACAUUUUGUUUAUUAAUGUAAAAAUAAACUUUGUUGUUUUUGAACGGAUUUGGCGAUUUAGAAAAGACAAUGAAAGUUUUUUUGUUGUUUGAUUCUUUUGAAUUUUUCUUCGAAGAAAGCGAAUUACCAUUGUUAACACUCAAGAAUAUUGAAAAAAAAAAAUCUGCAUAAAAUAAAUGCUCAUUAUUAAAGGCGCAUAGUGCUCCUGACCUAACAUUUUAUGAGGCGGAGGGGAGUAUCGACGCGUGGUACUGCGACGCGUACGCGUCACGCCCUUCCCGCAUUUUUGUCAGUUGCUGUUUUUGCUGUCGCGAGGGUGAGUUGCUCUUACUCGUUUUCUGUUUUUCCCCACAUUCGAUUCAUUUUCACUUUUAUUCUAUCGUAUCGUUGUGGCAAUUGAAUUUUUAGCGGAGAAUAAGUUAACUUACGUUAAGUAACUUAUGCUGUGCGUUUUCAAUUGCCAGUUAAUGGCAUGAUGAGUGUAGUCAAUAGUCGCGAGAUUUGAUCAGUUUAUUUCAGUGUUCAACGUUCACAUUGUCAAAUAGUUUCCGGAUAUCUUAUAGGUAGAUUACCGUUGUGAAGCUAGCAAGUCACUAAGUUAG